Akanthomyces muscarius is the source of this 1440-nucleotide messenger RNA. RefSeq lists its product as uncharacterized. Gene Ontology annotation, biological process: resolution of meiotic recombination intermediates; mitotic intra-S DNA damage checkpoint signaling; replication fork processing. Gene Ontology annotation, molecular function: DNA binding; nuclease activity. NCBI's taxonomy places the organism in Eukaryota, Fungi, Ascomycota, Sordariomycetes, Hypocreales, Cordycipitaceae. The coding region runs from base 1 to 1440 and encodes 479 amino acids. The transcript has a single exon. The record is from RefSeq and is a predicted model, not a curated record. Gene Ontology annotation, cellular component: Holliday junction resolvase complex; nucleus.
AUGAGAGCUGCCGCGACCUCUCGCGUACCCAGCACGACUCUUGCUCGAGACCGUACACACCCAAGGGGCACCGUCGCUGCGUGGGAUCCCAUUUCUAGCUCGGCUCCCUAUUCCUCGGCGCCUCCCGAAGCUACUGUUGCACCGUCUAAUCGCCUACCACGCAGCCCCUCUGUUAUUAGCAUUGGGGACUCGUCUGCUUCCAGCGAUGGCGACCUACCAGCCAUUGACAACUUCGACCUAUCACAAGGUCGCUCCUCAUACCACGAUUAUCUAUCGACCACAGCUCAGAAGAAAGCCAGGUCGGCAAACAAUUCCAAGCGCAAGGCUUCCGCUCCUAAGCAGAGCAAACCGCGACAGACCAUUGACCCGGGUCAACGCGCUGCGGCCAAGGCUCUUGAGAAGGAGCAGAAACGUCAACAACGAGAAAGAGAAAAGGAAGAACGGCAGCGGCAGAGAGAUGUUGCUGCUGCCAUUGUGGAGGUGAACAAGGCCAAGGGAAACAGAAAGGUUUCUUCGAAAGAAAUGAUUAUAGACAUUCCGCUGUCUCUUCAGCCGGCAGUCAAGGUGCAGCUGGAAACGUUGCUCGAUGGAUUGGAAAUACAGCACCGAGAUCAUGACAGUCCUGUCCACAAUGUGAUCAAGUGGCGUCGCAAAGUCAACAGCAAAUUUGACGACGAAUCGGGACAAUGGGUUCCCAUGCCGCUGCGCAUCGAAAAUGAGGAGCAUGCGCUGGUGUUCAUGACUGCAGAGGACAUGGUGCAGCUAGCCGUGGACGAUGGCCUUGCCGACCACAUGACCUCAGUCCGAAGCCACUAUCCAAAGGAAAAGCUCAUAUACGUCCUACAAGGCGUAACUGCUUGGACGAGGAAGAAUCGUAACAUACGCAAUCGGCAGUUUGCCGCUGGCGUUCGGUCACAAAGCGAAAGCCAGGUCACAACCGGACGCCGACGAGCUGAGCAAGCGGAGUACAUUGACGAAGACAUGGUCGAAGACGCCAUGCUUCGGCUGCAGGUCGAGCACGACGUCCUCAUUCACCACACUGCCAUCCCACUCGAAACGGCGCAGUGGAUUUCCAUCUUUACGCAAAACAUCUCUACCAUUCCCUACAAGAAGCAAAAGGACGAGGACACGGCCGGCGCACGCUUCUGCAUGGACAGCGGGCAGGUCAGGACAGGCGAGAACACGCAGGACACCUACGUGCGCAUGCUACAGGAAAUCUUCCGCGUGACGGCCCCCAUUGCCUACGGCGUGGCGUCAGAGUUUGAAACCGUCACGAAGCUGGUCGAGGGGCUAGAGACCAAAGGGCCGACCGCGCUGGAGCAGGUGCGCAAGAGCGCCAACAAGGACGGCGCGUUCUCGGACCGGGCAAUCGGCCAGGCCGUGAGCAGGCGCCUCUACAAGAUUUUUACGGGCACAGACGAGACCAGCACAGAUGUAUAG